Molecule: messenger RNA, 1451 nt
Organism: Cotesia glomerata
Lineage: Eukaryota; Metazoa; Arthropoda; Insecta; Hymenoptera; Braconidae
Exons: 6
Coding region: 82-1389 (435 amino acids)
Biological process (GO): sensory perception of smell; detection of chemical stimulus involved in sensory perception of smell
Cellular component (GO): plasma membrane
Molecular function (GO): odorant binding; olfactory receptor activity
Source: RefSeq, a predicted model, not a curated record
UCCUUUUUUUCUAUUCUUAUUAUUGAGCCCGGAAGAAUAACUAAAGCUGCUCUGUAAAUUAUACCAAAGCUUUUUUACACAAUGGAAAACGUAUCUGUCGAUACUCACCGUAAAUUUUUGAAAAUAAAUUUUUUUGUACUAAGAUACAGUGGAAUUUGGCCGCUCUUACCGUCGGCUAAAAUCGGCUGGAAAAUAUUAAAUAUUAUUUACAAAUAUUUCAACUUGAUAGUUUACAUUUUUUAUUUGUCAACUGUAGGGGCCGACGCGCUGGCCAAUGUUACUGAUUUGACGAUAUUUGGUUACGACGGUUGCUUUUUUUUUGGAACCUGCAUGUUUGUGUUUAAAGCCUGCAAAUUUUCGGUCUUGCGAAAAGAAAUUACAAAACUUACUGAUGAAGUCUACGGACCUAUAGAUAUUCUUCUACAAUCUUCAGAUCGCGGAAUAGUGAUAAACAUAAAAAAACACUUGUUUUAUGAAACAGUUCAACUCUACAGUCUCUUUGUGUCAAUAAUAAUAAUGACAAUCGCCAUAAUAUUUUUAGUUCCUCGUGAAAGGGGUGUCUUACCAAUCCGGGCUGUGUACCCCUUUGAUACGACUGUUUCGCCCAAUUACGAGCUUACAAUAUUUUACCAAUUUUACUGCUUUGCCUACUGUCUUACGGUGAUACUGGUACUCGAUUCUACAGUGAUUGGACUUAUGAGAUGGUUGACGAUCCAAGUUCUCGCACUGACCAAUAACUAUAAGAACUGUAACAGCAAAUUAACGAAACGCGCUGGUCUAAUUUCCCCGAUCGAGGCUUGUAAAACUUUUGAAAGAAUCAAAGUCUCGAAAAUUGCAGAUCAAGAGACUGAGAUACGGGAAUUUUUGGCCUUCGAGAAGCAAGAAAUCGGAGACUGUAAUGAUAACUACGUCGGAAGAUUCAAGAUUUGCAUCAGGCACCAUCAGAGAAUCAAGAAAAUAGUCAACGAUUUCAACAACACUUUCAGUAGUUUUCUGUUGAUCCAGUUUGCAACGAGUAGUUGUAUCAUUUGUUUGAACGGUUUUAUGAUAAUAUUAAACAUGGACAACGGGACUAAUUUAAUGCGAUUUGGAAUUUAUUUAUCCGUAUGUUUUUCUGAAUUACUUAUACUCUGUUUUUAUGGAAAUCAAUUUAUUUACAUGGCAGACACUUUGACGUCCAACCAAUGGAUGUCGGGAUGGGAAUGCACGAACGAAAAAAAUAGGAAUAAUGGAUUGAGCAAUCUUGUGACGACCUCAAUGAUGCCAACAUUGAAGCCGCUGCAAUUUAAAGCAGUUGGCUUAUUUGUUUUAUCAAUGCCGACCUUUCUGACGAUUCUCAAAACCUCGUACUCUACCUUGAUCCUCCUGACGACAGUUGUCGCAGAUUAAUUUUUUCUUACUAUGAGUUUUUAAGUUUGUUAAAUAAAUAGCUUUUGAAGCUAAAACUUUGA